GUCUCGCCAGCCGCCCGUCCGUACCGGUCCCUCCUCUAGAGCAAGCUAAUUGGGCCUCUGAGCUGCGUCUGUUUCCUAAUUGGGGGGAUUUUUCUGUCGGUCAGAAAUUAACUAUGCCAGUUUCUUCCUUGUCUGGAUGUAAAGCAGUUUGAAAUUGUAACUGAAGUGAACGGGAAUCAGGGUUGGGUUUCAUUACGGGAAAGGGAGAAGCAAGUACAUUAUGUUAAAAGAAUAAAUCGUGACGGGACACAGUUUGAAUCAAGGACACAUAUCAACACUGCAAAAACACGCCUGGAAAAUGUUCAACGCAUGGAUCAAAUGAGGAAGUUUCGGUAGCUUGUUUAGGGCACGGGAAGAAACUACUGCUGGUACCAGUUUCACUGUCGUAUUGUAGUUACAUUGUAAAUUCUGAAAAAAAGUCAGGUGAAAUAAAUGUGCAUUUUGCAGGUGCAACACUGCAAAAGAAUGAGAGGGAUGGCGCUAACCGAAACAAAGGAGCUAUGAAAAAAACUGAACAACAUUGAAUGAAUGAAUAUGAAAUUGAAAAGCGGUUGGUGCAUAAGAAAAUAAACUUUUCAGGAAAAAAGGGCCAAAUGCAUGGCAAUUUAGGAGAAGCUGCACAUUAAAUCUCUCGACCCAAACGAACGAUGGCAACAGCAAAGCCUAAGACAUACUCUGUUGUGAAUAGUGCUGGUCAUAGUCCUAGCUGUGAAGGUGGCACGAUGAAAGAGGAUGCCAACAAUGCAGCUGCACAAACCGCAACAGCUUUAACAGCAUCACUGACACUGGAGCAGAGAAGUUACAAACUGGACGAUUUUGACACUGUGUCUACUGUUGGGACUGGAACCUUCGGACGUGUCUUUCUGGUAAAGGAAAAGAAAACAAGAGGAUAUUUUGCACUGAAAGCAAUGAAAAUUCCUGAUGUCAUUCGAUUAAAGCAGGAACAGCAUGUACAGAAUGAAAAGGCAGUAUUAUCGGAGGUUAACCACCCUUUUCUAAUCAGAUUAUUUUGGACCCAUCACGACGAGUGUUUUUUAUAUAUGCUAAUGGACUAUGUGCCCGGCGGUGAACUCUUCAGUUACUUACGCAACAUGGGGCGCUUCAACAACAGCACGGGACUGUUUUAUUCUGCAGAGAUCGUAUGUGCAAUAGAAUACCUACACUCCAAGGAAAUCGUUUACAGAGACUUAAAACCUGAGAAUAUAUUACUGGACAGAGAAGGCCAUAUCAGGCUUACAGACUUUGGAUUUGCUAAAAAGUUGGUGGAUAGGACAUGGACUCUCUGUGGGACACCUGAAUACCUUGCACCGGAAGUGAUUCAGAGUAAAGGUCACGGCAGAGCGGUGGACUGGUGGGCUUUGGGAGUACUCAUCUUUGAGAUGCUCUCGGGAUAUCCACCAUUUUUUGAUGACAAUCCAUUUGGUAUUUAUCAGAAGAUUCUGGCCGGCAAAAUAGACUUUCCAAGACAUUUGGAUUUCAAUGUAAAAGACCUCAUUAAGAAAUUCCUUGUUGUUGAGAGAACAAGGCGGCUAGGAAACAUGAAGAAUGGAGCAGAGGAUGUGAAGAAACACAGAUGGUUCAAGUAUAUAGACUGGGAUGCUGUGCCUCAGAGAAAACUUAAGCCGCCAGUUGUGCCCAAAGUCUCUCACGAAGGGGAUACAUCAAACUUUGAAGCUUAUCCAGAAGAUGACUGGAAAAAGGACCCCCCUGUACCUCCUAAGGAUUUGGAAAUGUUCAAGAAUUUCUGAUGGAAUCUGACAGUCUAGGAUAUAAAGGAAUGCCUUGAAGAGCUGGGAAUGUGUUGGUUAUCAUCCUACAGCCUUUCAAAAUAUGCAAGAAUCAAAGCCCCCUACGCCAUCUUUAAUUAAAGCAGGGGAAUAAAAGACUCUUUAAAGAUCGGAAUGAUAAACAUGCAGAAACCUUCGUGUGCAGGGUUUUUUUUUGUUUGUUUUUGUUUUUUGUUUUUUUUUGCUUUUAUGGGCAUCAACUUUACAAAAUUGUCUGGAAAGGAAAACGUUCUAAGUAAAAUAACUGAAAAAUAAGUAACAUUUACCUCUAAGUUUAUAUUAAAGUUGUAAAUGAAAUGGUGCACAUUGUUGAAUAUGUAUAUAGUGGGGAUUUUGUGGUACUGAAGCACAAAAAAUGGUCAAAUGUAUAAAUGCUAGUAAAUCCUGACAUGGUUUUAUUUUGAUUGUGUUUUAAAAUGCAAUGCUGUAGAGCAGUUGUGUUGAGUAAAGCACUCCUCAUUAACUGGUCAAGGUGGCCACAUUCUCAUGUAAUGAGUAAUCUGAGGGCUUUCAUUUAGUACAUUUUAGUGGAUUUGUAUUUAUUUCUGAGUGAGGUGGUUUUGAUUUAAUGGCUGUUUGAGAGACGGGUCAAAUUCAUAAAACAAAGAAAAUAAAGAGUCUGUGUAUUAGAUUAGAGGCCUUUAUCUUUUUUUUAUGUAACUUUGAACAUAAUUCAGACUGAAAUAAUUGCAAAGAUGCAGGUAAGGGGGUAGCUACAGUGAGGUGGGGUCACUGAGCCAUUCUGAGAAAUGUUUAACUAUAUAUAGCCUUAAGGAGGGACAGUAUACUUGUAUUCUUGUUGUACUGAACAUAUAGAGGUACAUACUGUAGUACACAUGCUAUGGAAAAAUCUAAAUGUUAAUAUUCAUACUGGUAAUUGGGACAUUGAAUUUAAGAGUAAAUUAGUCAUUUUCUUCAAAGGAUGGCAUUUCAUUCCUUUUCUCAGUUAGCAAAUUGAAUCUGGUUUUUCAUCGUAUACCAUAGUUUUUAUUUUUUAUUUUAUUUUAUUGCAGAAAUGAAUAAUUAAAUGUGCUGAAGAAAGAACAUUUGCUAAAUGUGCAUACUGUGUAAUACUCUUCUGAGUUUGCUGUUUUUGUGUCUGUUAUCACUUGAGUCUACAAGACCAAUUGUGUUUGCCCUUAGGGGCUAAAUAAUACUGUUGUGGGACAAUUAUAAUGGGGUCCAGCACAGAUGUUGCUGAUAAAAAAAGCAGGGUCUUUAAACUCUUCCAGACAGCUAAUAUGUUGUGAAGAUAAUCCCACUGCUCAUACACAGCUGUUAAAAAAGCCUUGAGAAUAGAAAUGUUUUUUUUUUGUUUGUUUUUUUAGUAUGUGUCUUUUGGGGUCCUACCCAGAAUCCUUGAUCUAGCUGAA
Molecule: messenger RNA, 3160 nt
Organism: Acipenser ruthenus (sterlet)
Lineage: Eukaryota; Metazoa; Chordata; Actinopteri; Acipenseriformes; Acipenseridae
Product: cAMP-dependent protein kinase catalytic subunit PRKX
Exons: 9
Coding region: 648-1748 (366 amino acids)
Biological process (GO): protein phosphorylation
Molecular function (GO): ATP binding; protein serine/threonine kinase activity
Source: RefSeq, a predicted model, not a curated record